This is a messenger RNA of Stylonychia lemnae, 1503 nucleotides long. The record is from the annotation of a GenBank genome assembly. NCBI's taxonomy places the organism in Eukaryota, Ciliophora, Spirotrichea, Sporadotrichida, Oxytrichidae.
AUGCAUAAAACCUACUUGCUCGACGGGCAAUAAUAGGAUGAGGCUACUAAUACCAAAAACUCAUCAAGGAAAACAGUAAUUCAUAACGCUGCAGCUUUCUCUCUUGGAGUUGCUCUUACUUACGCUUUGGCCUCACAAUCUUAAACUUCAGGCGUAGAUGCUGUUAAAGAAUCUUAGUCACUUUGGUUGGUUGAACCCAAGAAUAAGUAUGAUUGGAAUCAGACAACCUCUAUAGAUUGGAGCUAAACUAGCCACUUUAUCAAUGUUGCAUCGUCUCCUAAUGGAGAUCUUUAUGGAAUCCAAAAGUAUGGAGUAGAUCAAAAUACCUAUCAUUCUGCCUACAGAUUCAACUUUGUCAAUGGAGAUUGGUUAUCUUUCGAUCAAGACCUACAAAUCAAGGAUAUCAAGUUCGAUAAGCUUGGAAACUUCUACGUUCUUGAUAUGCAGAACCAAUUAUAUGCACAAAACUCCAAGAAGACUGUCAUCUUGAAGAACAUUCAAGACUAUGAGAUCACUACUCAAGGUUAAAUUUAUGCAAUCUCAACCAACAUCAAGGAGUCCACCUAAUAAUAAUAGCUAAACACUUGGAUCUCAGGAGAUGGCUUCCAGUACAAACUUCUAUCACCCACUGUGUUCUCAAAGCUUGCCUUGAAAGAUGAGAUUCCCAUCUACGUUGAUACUUAAGGUGUCACAGUUGGAUAUGGAUAUGAAUGUGUGAAAGAUAUUACCGUGGGUGUCGACGGCAGUGUAUGGGCCCUAAGUUGCACCUAGAAUGUAGAAUCCCCAGACUUCUAGCUCAUUAAGUGGGAUCCAUUCACUCUCUAAUGGUACGAUGUAAAGGAUACUUGGGGAAUCAAGAUCGCUGCUUACAAUGAGAUAUCCAUCUCCAUUCUCGAUUCCUAUGGAAGAAUCAGAUUCUCCUCAGAGAAAAAGAGAUAUACAGAUGUCAAGUAUUACUAAGCAUCAGGAGACACCUAGCUUUUUAGGAACUCAACUCUCUUGAAAGACGGCGGCUUAGGAUUCGUCCAAAGUCUUCUAGCCAAGCAAUACUCUAUGUCUAUUCUUUGCUAUAGAGCGAGCGUAAAUGGAUGGUCAACACAAAACUUCCACUCAGCUUGCGAUUUCAAAGGACCAACUUUGUCAAUCAUUAAGUCCUCAACUGGAAAGGUUGCAGGAGGAUAUACAUCUUAGUCAUGGAAGAGUGUGAAUAACUAUGUUGUUGACAAGGAGGCUUUCUUAUUCUCGGCUGACAACUAAGUCUAAAUCACAAAUCCAAACGGAUAAAACGCUAUCUAUGACCAUGUAAGUUAUGGACCUACAUUUGGAGGUGGUCAUGAUCUAUAUGUUGCUGCUGGGGCAAAUUCAAAUCAAAACAGCUACACGAACUUAAAUAAUAACUAUAAGCUUCCCACCGAGCUGCUAGCAGGUAAUGAUCCCAAAACUUAUCUCCUCGGCGCAUACAACUUCAUUGCAUCUGAGAUAGAAGUCUAUUAUCUCAUUUGA